AUGAGAAGGAUCCUAGAGACUGAACAUGAUUAUAUGCUACAGCAAGCCCUGGCCGUCGAUGGGUCUUUAACAGCCUAUCCUAGUGUGUUUCAGUGCCUCACAAAGCUCCGUCUGUAUAAUGUGCGGUUUGCUGAGUGGGAUAUGCAACACCUCCUGUUUGACUCCUGCAAGCAACUCAAGCAUUUAUCUCUGUCCCACUGUGAUGUUGGGGACUCUUCAGUGUGGCAGAUAAAUGCACCAGAUUCCAAACUCAGAAUCCUUGAAGUCCGCAUGUCCUGCUUGAGGAGAAUUGAGGUGCUCUGCCUACCAAAACUGAAGCAUCUAAGUUGGGACGAGUGGUUUUGUUUCGAGGCCCCCUUGCGUUUUGGUUCUGUUCCAUCCCUCAAGGUGCUGGGCCUUAUUUGUGGUGCAACCAUUGAUCAUCAGGAGUUUAGUCUGAGCCAGGUUCUACAUGGUACCAGAAACAUCCAUACUCUUACUUUGGAUUUCGAAGGAGAAAGGCUUUGGAUACAACCCGAAGGAAAGCAACUCUGCCAUGCAUUCAAACAGCUAAGGAAGCUGUCUAUUUGUGGCAUCUUUGUGGAUUUUGACCUGUUAUGGACAAUAAAUCUCCUUGAAGCUGCUCCAUCCGUUGAGAUAUUUUCUGUGCGGAUAUGGGACCAUGCUUGCCAGGAUGAUGAGCAGUUGAGAACAACGACAGGUUACGAGGCUCAAAGAACGAAGCCGUCAUGGAGCAUGCCUAAGUUCACAAGCUCUGAAACUUGGCAACUGAGAGAGCUUGAAUUUGUUGGCUUUAGGCCCCUAGAGCAACAAAUUUCUUUUUUAAGGUCCGUGAUGGAGCGAGCUUCAAACUUGAAGACGGUUCUUCUCAAAGAAGAUAAAUAUCCAUGCGUGGACUGCGAUUCAAUGAACAUUCCAAGAGGAGGUUUCUGUCCGGCGGACAAAGGUGAGCAGGAAACAAUUGUCAAGCAGCUUACAGAUGGGGUCCAGUCCUCUGCGCAGAUAAUUUUUCCAAACAGUGGUGGUAGUUGA
Messenger RNA from Triticum turgidum subsp. durum (durum wheat), 1032 nucleotides. The record is from the annotation of a GenBank genome assembly. NCBI's taxonomy places the organism in Eukaryota, Viridiplantae, Streptophyta, Magnoliopsida, Poales, Poaceae.